Hyposmocoma kahamanoa is the source of this 1107-nucleotide messenger RNA. RefSeq names its product repressor of RNA polymerase III transcription MAF1 homolog (gene Maf1). The record is from RefSeq and is a predicted model, not a curated record. Lineage: Eukaryota; Metazoa; Arthropoda; Insecta; Lepidoptera; Cosmopterigidae. Gene Ontology annotation, cellular component: nucleus. Bases 300 to 965 code for a protein of 221 amino acids. Gene Ontology annotation, biological process: negative regulation of transcription by RNA polymerase III. Gene Ontology annotation, molecular function: RNA polymerase III core binding. The transcript has 4 exons.
CGCUCUCGUUGUGUAAAAGCCAAUAACAAGCUAAAAAUAAAUUUGCUACCAAGUACCAGCAAUUCUGAAAAUUAUAUACUUUUGGUUAUUUGUGAUGUUCCCGCAUCCCAUCAGCGCGGAAGAAGAACAGAAGACGAAUUUACUAUCGAGUGUGAAUCUUCUACACUCAAAGAGAAAAGGAAUAUUUAUACACCCGACUGCUAUGUACAGAAGUAGUGUACCGUGCUGCUCAAAUACAACGGUUUCAAUAAUACCGAGAAGUUUACGCGGGUAAGGUGGUAUAAGACACUUCAGAGAAAAUGAAACUCUUGGAGAGUGGACGUUUGGAGGCACUAAGCAACGCACUGUCGAUCUUGAAUGGCGACAGUGCCUUGCAGGCCCGUGUCGAAAGCUACAGCUGCAAGAUGGCUGGUGCUGAGAAGGCAUUCUACAAGCGAUUUACUGCAGAUGGGGAAACCACCCACAACCUACAAGCUCUCUCACCACCCGAGGGACUUACAUACAGCCGCAGCUUGUCUGGAGAUGAAGGCAUUCUGUGUGAUACCAUAUCACGGAAGACCCUCUUUUAUUUGAUAGCCACACUGAAUGCUGCCUUUCCUGAUUAUGAUUUUUCGAUGGCAAAGAGUAGUGAAUUUAGUGCUGAGCCAUCUUUAAGUUGGGUUCAGGGAGCUGUUGAUAGUGCACUCUCGGCCGUGGGCGGCGUACGCUGGCGUCAACUGCGUCCAGUACUGUGGGCUGCUGUUAACGAGGAAGUGAUUCUGCCUGAAUGCAGAAUUUACAGCUAUAACCCAGACUUGGCCAGUGACCCGUUUGGUGAGCCUGGCUGCCUCUGGACUUUCAACUACUUCUUUUAUAACAAGAAGUUGAAGCGUAUUGUUUUCUUUACUUGCAGAGCCAUGAGCCCUGUGUGUGCUGUGGACUCAGGAGUAGAUUUUGCGAUGGAUGAAGAUGAAGAAUAUAACUGAACAAAAUGAUCUUUAAAACAAAAUAACCCAUCUCAUAUUAAUAUCAAAAAAAUAAUAUUACAUCAAACCUCUUUCAGGUUUUUAAAUAUGAUUGCCUAAAUUACAGAUCUCAUUUUAUACAAACCAAACUUCAAAUUACAAC